UCCAAACCAAUUAACCAGGCGUCGUACAGCUUCCCCAUCGCUGACGCCACCUGCACCAUACCUCGCGUGACAUCUUCCGACCCUCGGACUUGAAGGAUGCAGCAACCUGCAGCCGGCAAAACCCCGACCCCUGCUCCAGGGCCAUGCGCAUAUCAAGUUUUCGGCGCUUAAGUCGGUAGUGAUAAGCCAUGGGGGGAGAUAAGUGUGGCCAGGGGUAUUAAAGCUGGGGCCAUCCCGUUUACCUUAUUUUGUAACCCCACGAAUCAGUCAUCGAUCGGGUCCGGUUCGAUACCAUGGCUUCUCAGACACUGAUGCAGACGAUUAUUCCCAAGUUGUCCUUGGAAGGGAGUGAUGAUAGUGAGAACACGCCUGAAUGGAUGAAGAAUCUCCGUACAAAAGGCUGGACCGUCGUUCCCGAUGUCCUCACCCAAGAACAGGCCGCCCACUAUGCCGAUAAUUGUUACGAGUGGCUGGAAGGUUGGGGUCUCGGAUAUAACCGCCACGACCCCUCUACGCGGAAAUCGGCAGACCUCCCUUGGCAUAGUCGUGGUGGAUUGUACAAUCGAUACGGCAUCGCUCACGAGCAGUUCGUAUGGGAUUUGAAAUCGGAAUCGGCUCUCGUGGAGAAAUUCGCCCAGAUUUGGGGAACGGAUGAGUUGGUUGUUUCUUAUGACGGCCUCAACCUCUCCAUCCCCGAAGCCUCCCGAGCACCCACGGACCCCAUCUUCAAGCCUUGGCCUCAUGUCGAUCAAUCCCCUUACCGAACACAUCUCCAGUGCGUUCAGGGCAUCUUGAACCUCCUCCCCAAUGGACCUCAGGAUGGCGGUUUAACCGUCCUCGAGGGCUCGAAUGCCCUGUACACACAACUAUGGCAGCACUUUGACCACAAGAAAGGCGAGAAGGGGUGGAAUACCUUAGAGUAUGAAAUGCUGGACGACGACAUGACCCAGUGGCUUGAACAACAGGGGUGUAAAUGGGUUAAGGUGUGCUGUAAUCCGGGUGAUCUGUUGCUUUGGGAUUCGAGAACGGUUCACUACGGCUCCAUCCCAUCUUCUAUCAAUGACCGCUUCGCUGCUUAUGUCUGCUAUAAACCAGCCAACUUCGUCCCCGAAAAAGCGCGAAACGAGCGCAUCGCAGCCUUCAAGACGAAGAAUGGCACGGCUCAUGACCCGGCUAUUGUCCGGCUUACGCAGCGUCUCCCGCCUGAGGACCACCCGUGUUACGCGGAGGCAGUGAAACGGCCACUGCAGGAGGUUUUGUUGUCGAAGAGAGGGAGACAGUUGGCUGGGUUGGAAGACUAUUAAGACGAUAUCACCGACCUGAAACUUUCGUCUGUCGCUCAAACAGACCGGUACAUUAUUACACUAUCAUUACUACUAGUACAGACCUACC
Molecule: messenger RNA, 1392 nt
Organism: Aspergillus sclerotioniger CBS 115572
Lineage: Eukaryota; Fungi; Ascomycota; Eurotiomycetes; Eurotiales; Aspergillaceae
Product: phytanoyl-CoA dioxygenase family protein
Exons: 6
Coding region: 294-1304 (336 amino acids)
Source: RefSeq, a predicted model, not a curated record